AUGUUACCUAUUCAACCUCCAAUGUUACCACCGGAGAUGCACCAUAUGGGAAAUCCUUACAUGAAUGUUCCUCAUGAAUGGAAUCCUACACUUGCCGGGCCGUAUGGUCGUCCAAAUGUAAGGAAUGUAUGGGGUGAAUCGUUUACUUCACCUCCGGAAAUGGGUGGUGGGCCAUCUCUAUUCAAUCAGCAAUCAAAUACUGGAAAUUCUUUCUUACCACGUCCCGCUCAACAAAAUGAUGCAAAUUUUGCAUCAACUCAAGGCCAUAAUCCUUUGAAAUAUAUGAGUCAACACCCACAACCUACUUCAUUUGGCGAAGCAAAUCAUGUAGUGAAUUCGUCUGCGUCUACUGCAGAUGGAAACUCUAAUAAAUUAACAUCGGUUCGAGACGGAACUACUUCACCUAAUUCUCCAAUAUCCCAAACUGGAUUUGAAAAUAAUAAUUCUCUUUGGACUAAAAACCAGUGGGGAAAUAUGAAUGGUGGAGAAGGAACGAGUGAGAAUAAAUCGAAUGAUCAACAACCUGACCAAAAACGAACGAACAAUAGACCUUCUACAUUUGUUCCUACACCUCAACAACCGGAAUUUUCUGCACAGAAUACAUCCGGAUUGACAAUAAUGCCUCCACAUAUGUUUCCGGGAUUUGUUCCAACGCCGAUCUCGGGACCGGCUUCUGGUCCUCGUCGUAAUAAUAAUGGUAAUCAAAUGUUUCCAGGACCAGUACCUCCGGAGCAUGUAAGUUUGCCACGUAUGAAUAUGAUGCCUCCUCCAAUUAUGGGAUUUCCUCAACAACCUGCAUCACUGACCGGUGCUAUAAGACCUCCAAAGUCCUCAGAGUUAUUUGAUCCAAAUAAUUCAGGACAGUCAUCAAAUAUUGCAGUAUCUGCCUCCGAUUCCACCUUACCCAUUUCAGUUCAGCCAUCUUCUGGUACGUUAGCGUUAGUUCCUUUACCAUCCAGACAAUCACCACCAGCAACAUCAUCAAAAGGAACAUCUGUUUCAAAUAAUAAACCAACUCCCACAUCAUGUGCCGGAGUACCUUCUGGUGCAAAAGUUAUAAAUCAGAAUCACGUCAACACCCGUCGGAAAAAUAACGGAAAUGAUAUUUUAACUAAUGCGAAUCACAAUUCCGUCGUGAAUGGUACUAUGAUGCGGUCUUUGAGCCUUUCUUCAAACCAUUCGCAGGGAAAAAAUCAAAGUAAUCACCAUCGUGCAUCUUCUAUAUCACCAUCAGGAAAUAACAAAAAGAAAGAAAGUGGGCUUUUAUUUGAUUAUUCUAUGCAAGUACCAUACGAAGGUGUUAAGCCCAGUGAAGCUAACGAACCACCACAACCAAAUCAUAUCAUCGAACUUUAUGAUUUUGCUGAAUCUGACAAUUUAGUUGAUAUUACAUUUGCUAAUGCAACUAUUAAAAUGAUUCAUCCACCCCAAACUUCGCCUAAUAAGCGACCGACAGUUUUAGCUAUCUUUAAAACUUCGCGUGAGGCUAACAAAGCAAUGCAAAAUUUUAAGGGUGUAAGAUUCAAAAUCAAGACAUGGGAACCUUUGGUGAAAAAUAAUGGAAGUAAUGUCACACCAUCCAAUGUUGUCGACUAG
Molecule: messenger RNA, 1596 nt
Organism: Racocetra fulgida
Lineage: Eukaryota; Fungi; Glomeromycota; Glomeromycetes; Diversisporales; Gigasporaceae
Source: the annotation of a GenBank genome assembly